CGGCGCGGCUCGGCGGCGGGAAUGGCGCUGUGGCUCCCGCGCUCCCGGGACUGCGGCCCGGCGCCGGAGGAGGACGAGGGGCGGCGGGCCGCGACCCCCGCCCGCCAGCGCCCGCCGGAAGUGCAGACGUAUAGCCAAGGUAUUGAAUUAGCCUGCCAGAAAGAAAAAGAAUUUGUGAAGCACUCUGUAGAAUGCACAUGGAAUCUAGCAGAAGCCCAGCAAAAACUUGGCAGUUUAGCACUGCAUAAUUCUGAAUCUGUGGAUCAGGAAUAUGCCCAAGCAAAGACUGAAGUUUCAGAGUUGAGGUGGAGAGAAGAAGAGUGGAGAAGAAAAGAAGAAGCACUAAACGAGAGGGAAGGACAGAAUCUAUGGAACACAGAUCCAGUUAGUAAGGAGGUAUUUAAUAAGAGUUUUAUUAAUCAAAAAAGAAAAGAAAUAGAAGAUGAAGAUGCAUCUGAAUCAUUUAUGCAGAAACAUGAACAAAAGAUUAAACAUUUUGGUAUGCUGAGCAGAUGGGAUGAUAGUCAAAGAUUUUUGUCUGACCACCCAUAUCUUGUAUGUCAAGAAACAUCUAAAUAUCUCAUGUUAUGGUGUUUUCAUCUAGAAGCUGAACAGAAAAGAGCUCUGAUGGAACAAGUAGCACACCAAGCAGUUGUAAUGCAAUUUAUUAUAGAAAUUGCCAGAAGUUGUAAUAUAGAUCCAAGAGGCUGUUUUCGCCUUUUUUUCCAAAAAGCCAAAACAGGAGAAGGCUAUUUUCAGGCUUUUAAAAGUGAACUUGAAGCAUUCAAAACAAGAGUGAGAAUCUGGUCACAAUCACAUGGCUUCCAAGCUAUGUUACUACAAGAUCCCAGUGUCUGUCCUGGUUUAGUAGGAGAGCUCACAUCUUUGUCACAGAAUGCAGGUGGUCUACAAGAUGCCAUAAAUACAAAUGUCUGCAGUUUAAACUCUGUGAUACAAAGAGAAGAGGAAGAAUCCAAAAUGAUGGACACAGUAUAGUACUGUUAAGACUGAGGCCAAGUACUCUUUCUUCUUUUUUAAAAAAAAAACAAAGAAAAGAACAUGGCUAUUUUCUUGACAUUAUUUUUCUGGGUACUGCACUUUAUUUUUUGGUGUCUUUUUUUUCGUUUGUUUGUUUGUGGGGGGGAUUUUGAAGGGUAGAUAAUCCAGAAACACUUGUAAUAUUGUUUGAAAAUGUGCUGCUAGGUUUUUGGUUGUUCUUGAAGAGCAGGGUUCUCAUAUUGCCGAAUGUGAAACUUGAUGUUUUUUCUGCUAUUAACCUUGCCUUUCAUGACUUUAGAAAUCAAAGUAUGAAAAAGAAAAAUCUGCACAAAUACAAUGUUUACAAGAAGUGGUAGAUUCUUGGUAGAAUCUGCUAUUGUCUUAUUACAGAUGUGGACAUGUCUUACUCUAUGAAUAUUGGAGAUCACAACUGUAUUCAUGCUACCUUGCUGACAUUAUAAGCUCUCAAAUCUGGUUAUCACUAAUAGCAAUAAAUCAGUAUCUGGUAUCAGUAUUUCAGAUCUAGAUGGAUUAGAUUAAAACACUGGCUUUCUACCUCUACUAAGGGGAUUUAAAUGUUACAUUGUGCUUUCAUUAAAAAAAAAAAAAGUUUUUGUCCUAUAAUGCAAGUAACACUUGUCUGUUUAUGAGCACUUUUAUGAUGUUUUGUUAUUUCUAAAAUGAACUUCAGACUCUUUUUAAACCAAAUUCCAUCAUAGGGAGAAGUACUUGAUGAAAGGGACAAAGGGGACUUGAGCUACAAGGCUUAGGAAAACACUUCACUUGCAACAAAAGCUUUGUCACAAUCCACGUAGGAUUGUCCUACAGGAUUUGAGAGGUAUUUCAUAUGCUUCUAAAGCUGGUUUGUGAAGUUGCCAGCUCAAGUACUGAAAAAGUGAAACAUCUUUAAAAGCAUUCUGGUUUAGGAGCCCAAAGAACACAUACUGUUUCCAGAGGAAGCCUUCCACAAACUUCUGCAAUCCAAAAUGCCACCACACUUUUCUAACUUGCUACUCUUACAGCAAUUCUGUCUAUAAAAUGUAUACUGCAGCUAGAGUAUUUCAGUGAAGAGAGUUUGUAUCUCAGUGGAAUGGAUAUACCCUUUUGGUCCUUUACUGUAGUGCUCUGAUUGUGGGCAAGGUCUGGAAUGUAUCUAUAUAUAUUUCAGUAGUUUAGUGACUAACACAGCCUACUUGCAGUUGCUGAGUCAGACAAAAGCUAUGCUCAGCUCCAGCUAUUUUCAGCUGUGGACUAUACUUGUGAUAUAACAAAGUCUUAAGUCUGCAGUAUAUGCCACCAUAAGUAUUAGUACAAAUCCAGCAGCAGAAAUAGGGGCUGCAAAUCUACUGGUGGAAGUGCCUUUUCUUAUUCCUGGUGCCUUUGUUCUCUAGCAGCUCUGAUGCAAACUGUGGAUAAAGGAAAGGCUGCAGCUCUGUCAGCUGCAGGUAACUGGCUUAGUAGUAAAGUGUAGUUUAAGUAGGUUAAACAGACACACCAGAGAGGAAAAUUAAAAAUUGCACUUUCCUUAAUAAUUAAUUAUUCUGUAAUUAAUUAUUACAGGAAACUAAUAAUGUAAUGUUGUUCUUCAGCUGCAUUUCUCCUGUAAGUACAAGGGUAAUCAGAUCCGUAUAGCACAGUGACUCACAAAUACUGCCACUGUUACCAGUGCAGUCAUGUUGAUCUAGCAGCUCCUGAUCUACUGAAAGUUAUUUUUGAUGUUUAAGGAUCUAGAAUUGAAAAAUGAAAUCAUAAACCUUCCCUCCACUUCCCUGGGCUGGCAACAAAACAAGCACAGCUGCCUUUUCUGGAAAUCAAAAGGCAUAAAUAGAAGCAAGCAGUACAUAAGGGUUUCACACUGGAAUGUGGUAGCUAAUGGUUUCUAACCUUGACUUUUUGAACUAAGUGUACUUCUAAACUCACUCCAUCUAGAGCCCUAAUAUGGACGUUACUGAAGAUGAAAAUACAGGUGGUCAUUAACAAAGUUUUUGACAAUUUUUCCGUAAAGCGUUAAGUACAGUUGCUUGAACUAGUAAGUGCUGCCUGUAAUUGUUCAUUCAUAGUAAUGGAAAAGCUUUACACGUUCUGUAUCAUCCAUCAGAUUGUGGCUUAAUAGUGAUAGUGAUAACAUGAUUAAAAAUCUGUAUAUCAGCACCACAGGUACGUGCAGCUGUUUUUAGAUAAGUCAGUGCAAGAGGCGAUUAAGUCUUGAAUUAGCAAAAAGAGGCAGAUACCUCAGGCAUUACCUAGAUGCAGUUGUUUUGUGCUCAAAUUUUGCUGACCUUUCUUGAAACUCUUCAAUUUUAUGAACCUAAAAAAGGGCUAGGGCAUUUACUGAAAAUAGUAGCCUAAGUAUUUAGACUGUUAAAUGUAGCCAGUGUAGACUUGUGAUUCCAAUUAUACAGUGACUAUAUAGGUAUGAGAGUUAGUACAAGUUCAGUGUACCAUGAACUCAUGAAAACAAAAACAAAUGCUACAGUGAAACUUCCUGUAGCAGUAUGUCAAACCAACUAAUUUGACUACUGGAAAUCCUGACACUGGUAUCAAUGAACAGUUGUUUUUUUCAAAAGUAUUGGAAAAGACAGUGGUUUGUAUAAACCAACUUUUGUUGCAUGUGUUGUAUCAGGCAAGAUUGUGUAAUCUAGAAAGUCUGCAACUAGUCAGUCUCUUCAGUGUUUGCUCUCUUCCUACUAAUAAGUCUUACACAGCUGCACACGGACAGAGGAUUUACCAGAUGUUACUCAUCUUUGAAUCCUCUGUUUCUCGCACCUGCAAGAUAGCUAUACCAAUCAUCUAAGCAGAUGUCACAGGUAACUUACACCCAGCAGAAUCAACUAACUGAUACAUGUGUAAGCAAAGCUGAAGAAGGUGACUGUUCUUCAUGUCAGCCUGUAUCUGUGCUAGUUCUUGUCUGGAACAGCUUUCUGCAGAAUAGCAUUCCUCAUACGUUCUGGCUGGCCUAAGUAAUCAUGCAUUUAAGAAACCUGACUCCAUGUGCUUAUCGCUGCUUCAUACAGUAAUUCAAGAAUGACUAAGUCAAAGUGCUGUGUAGUUAGGCUAUAUUCAGAGGUGUUCUACACCAUUCAAAAUAUGCAGUCACAUGUAUUUUCUGAUUAAGACAGACACAAGAGAAGCUGCUUUAUUUAAAGUAUAUUAUAAAAAUUAGGCAUCUUUAUAUAUAAAGUACAGAAUUAGAAGUGGGGAUCACCAACUUAAAGUGUUACCACCAUGUAAGUUGAGGACAAUAUUAGAUUUUAAUUAUUGAUCAGUCUGGUACACUACUUAGUGAAACCCUUGAUUGCUGAAUCUCAUUUAAUCAAGUCUGUGCUACAACAGAUGAGAAGUUAAACCUCAUUUCACCUGGGGGUCGCAGUGUCUUUCUGGCUUACAUCUGGCAGCUUGGUGUGGAGGAAAGCAUAGAUAUGUGGCCAGAUCUUAUUGGUUUCUGUUCCAGAGAAGGAUUUCAACAACCCUUUUUCCCUAUGGAAGAGAAAGAAAAAAAAUAAAUUACAGAAGUCUAUUCCCUCUAGUCUAUUCUAUCUGUUCCCCCCAGGUUUCCACCUCAUUUUUUAAGGUUGCCCUGGGCAGAUGGUAUAAUGUAUGCUGGUAUAAAUGUAAUUUAGAUCUAAUCACUGUUACAACAUGGGGAACUCAAACUGGGCACCUAUUACUCUGUUUAUCAUAUGGUGAGCUAGAGGCCACAUUAGUUCAGGAAACUAACUUAAUAACAAACUAUAAAGAGUAAAUGUAAGAAGAGGCAAUUCAAUUGUAUAGGACAUGCUAUAAAUUCAAAUAACUGAACAACCCAGAUACUGUGAAGUUGUUACAUGCUAUGGAUAAAGAAAAUAAAAAGGUGCAUCAAAACAAGUGAAACAGA
This is a messenger RNA of Rhea pennata, 4873 nucleotides long. RefSeq names its product cell division cycle 37 like 1, HSP90 cochaperone (gene CDC37L1). Lineage: Eukaryota; Metazoa; Chordata; Aves; Rheiformes; Rheidae. Gene Ontology annotation, cellular component: cytoplasm. The transcript is spliced from 7 exons. The record is from RefSeq and is a predicted model, not a curated record. Gene Ontology annotation, molecular function: protein-folding chaperone binding; heat shock protein binding. Bases 22 to 996 code for a protein of 324 amino acids. Gene Ontology annotation, biological process: protein folding; protein stabilization.